AUGGCCACUCCAACGGCAGCCGCCGACACCGCCGCCGCCCCGCUGACUCCAGUUGCCCCGGAGCCCGCGGCGAAGUUCUCUCUUGCCUCUUCUGAUAUGGCUGCUCCGACCGCAGCAGCCGACACCUCCGCCCCGCCGCCGCCUGCUCCAGUCCCUCCGACCGCAGCCGCCGACACCUCCGCGCCGCCGCCGCCAGCUCCAUCCCCUCCGACCGCAGGAGCCGACACCGCCGCUCCGCCACCACCUCCUCCUCCAACAACGACGGAGCCUGCGGCCAAGGUCUCUCAUAGUCCUUACCACAUGGCCGCCCCGACGGCAACCGCCGAGACCGUCGGUCGGCCAAUUCCUCCUCCUCCAGCCCCGGAAAUCGCGGCCAAGGUCUCCCAUUUCCCCCCUCCUUUUCCUCCUCAGCCCGAUGCGCCGGCGCCCAAGAGGCGGAAGCUGGAGGAGGCGGGGUUCCACACCUCCGCCUACUACAAGAUCCGGGCCACUGUUGCCGACCUCCGCCUCCGCUUCGUCCAGGUUCACGAAGCUACUGAUUUUCGGAAGAGCGAUGCUGCUCGCGAGAUUCUGAGAGGAGAGAUAAAGACAGUUAUGGAACUCUCCAAGAAAAUGAGGCUUGAUCUCGGCGUCUCUUCUGAACCCAUGAAACCGUCAGAGAAGCCUUUAGCUGGAGCUGUGAAGGAUGAGUCCGCAGAGCCAAUUCCUUCUGGAGAAAGAAAUCAAGUUCCUCCGACAGGUCAGCCUGCAGUUCCUCCUAAUAUUGCAAAUGAUGGUGCACCGGCCACCCAAGCCUGA
Messenger RNA from Triticum turgidum subsp. durum (durum wheat), 798 nucleotides. The record is from the annotation of a GenBank genome assembly. Lineage: Eukaryota; Viridiplantae; Streptophyta; Magnoliopsida; Poales; Poaceae.